CCCAUUUCCCAUUCCUUAGUCCCUCCUCCUCCUCUUCCUCCUUCGUCUUCUCAUUCCCUUCAUCCUGCUCCUUCUGGGAGUCGUGAAGACAAACUCCAAGCGGCGCUGAGACAGAAGCUGACAAACUUGUCGCACGGUGUGAGAAAAGACGUGAUCAGCGAGGGGGCAGGCUCAGCAGUGACCAAUCCUCAAAAAAUCCCCACGGGAGGUUUCACCGUCUCGGCCCGGCCAGCUGUCACUAAGCCUGGGACUAAAGCAGUGCUGUCUCUGCUGACACAGAAACUGUCGCCGCUCGACCAUGCAAACAUCAAUGCCACAAAUUCCCCACAGGCCAGUCACAAAACCAGAGGCCUUUCACAUUUCUCUAACAAUAGUCCGUCAGACAACCACCACAACCUCCAGGACUAUGCAGAAGACUCUUCAGGGUUUCUAGAGCCUACACCAGUGUCUUCAUUGUCUCGUCCAGAGCCCUCAAGACAACAGUCAAGUGGUCAAAAGGUAAAACAGAGUCGUGCUAAGGUUUCAGGCAAACCGAAAAAUCUUGUGAAAGUCUCUAGUGAGUCGUCCCCGCUACCCAAGAAGAGAAUCGUGGAUAUUUUGAGUGCCACUACUUCUGAUAAACUCUCAAAUUCUCAGGAAGUCUUGAAUAGUAAUUCUAAUAACAGCUCACUCAUCCAUGCAGAAAGCGCAAUAAAUUUCAGGACACGUUUUCAGAAUGCCUUCUUUUCAAAGCGAAAGGCGGGUCAUGAGUGCCAGAACUGUGGUAAAGAUCCCAAGCUGUGCAGACCCCCUAGCAGCAUUACAGCCAACCGAAGCAGUAGUGAUAGUGCAGGUGACGCCCAGGGUUCCAUAAUUGAUGUCAAACCAUUUGAAGCAGAGUUAGAAGAAGAGGAAGAUGGUGAGAGAGAACUGUAUCCAGCGCUUCUUUCUUCGGGUACUCAGACCAGCGAUGCGACUCCAGCGUGGAAGCCGGAUCGGGACAGAAAGAUAUCCAAAGGGAAAUACACGUGUUACAUUUGUGGCUUGAAGCUGCAAAGACUGGUCAACUUCUCGGUACACUUGAGAAAAGCACACACAUAUGAGUGGCCGUACCUGUGCAGGUUUUGUGACUACGGUUGUUAUGGGGACAAAGACCUACACAAACACACCAAGACUCACUUCAACUUAGUGAAAGGUACGUACCGGUGCAGAGUUUGUGGCGCCACGUUCGCCCGUCUCCUGCAGUUCAAAUUCCAUGGCUUUAUUCACAAAAUGGCUGUUCCUACUUCGGUGAAAAAGAAAAGGUUGCAGCGGGCUUUAAGGGUCCAGAGACAAAAGAAGACGGAACCGGAGGCCACGGUGAAAGUGAAGACGGAGGAGGAUGUGUACCUGCGGUAUAUUCGGUCUAUGACGUGUCCCGUUUGUGGGGAGAGGAUUGAAGAGGCGAGAAUGCUCAAGUCGCAUAUUUCCACUCACCUCUACCUGGACAUCCAGAAGAAUGUGAUACUGGUACGGGAUCAGUCCACCAGAAAACCGCUGGACCCUUUGUCAGGGGCUGUUGACCUUUCUGUCGGGAAACCCAACAAUGAAGGUCAAGGUGAGGCGGGCCAGGCGGUUCUUCAGUUCCAGAACCGUAUGGUAAGCCCGUGCGAGUUCAUCUACUGGUGCCGUAUGUGCGACGUGAGCUACAUGCGAAAAAAGGAGCUGUUGAGGCAUAAGGACGAGUACCAUCCGGGCACCGAUUGUUUGUACGACCAUAAAAAGUCGCUGAUCCUCAAGUCUGAUCGCAAGAGGAAUUCCUUCGUCUGCGAGGUCUGUGGGGCCAGCUUCAUCUGCAGGUCGUCCAUGAAGCACCACGCGAUCCUCCACACCAAGCAGGACAUGUACCAGUGCGAUGUCUGCAGCGUGAAUUUUGCCAACCCUUUCUCGCUGAAAAAGCACAAACGCGUUCACGCCAAAGACAAAGCUGAUCAAAACCCGCCCGCAGGCCCCCCGUGUAUCUGUGAAGUGUGCGGGAAAUUGCUCAGUUCGAAGUAUCAGCUUGAGAAGCACAUGCAGAUCCACACGCGCGUCACCACAGGGGUCACGGUUCACGAGUGCUCCGUCUGCCAGCUCACGUUCCCCAAUGGGAACAGACUGUUGAGGCACAAGGAGGAACAGCACCAGACGAAUAAACUGGUCUGCGAAAUUUGCGGAAGAACUUUUGGCAAUUCCAGCGGUCUCAAAAUCCAUCACUACAAGGUUCAUUUUCAGCAGAAGAAGGACGUGAAACCAAACCGGGUGGGUAGCCGGCCCGCUCGGAAAAAAAUAGUAGGCGAAAAGGUGAAAUUUGAGUGCGACAUUUGCGGCAAAUGCUUCUCGGCCAAACAGACGCUGACUUACCACCAGGGAGUCCACACGGGCAAGGGUUAUGAGUGCCACAUUUGUCUCCGUCGCUUCUACCACCCGUCCUCUCUGUCCACCCACGUGCGCAUCCACGCCGGGGAGAAGCCCCACGAGUGCGACGUCUGUCACCGCAAGUUCCUCAAGCUGGACACCCUGCAGGUGCACUACAGGAUCCACACGGGCGAGAAACCCUUCCCGUGCCAGGUGUGUGGGCGGCGGUUCAGGCAGUCCGGCGACCGGCGGGCGCACCAGAGGAGACACGACGCCAGGGACAGUCAGGUUUCCACCGUUGCGACUACGACUGUCCCGGAGGUUGUGCUCCAAGAGGCGAACAUGGCAACUCAGAUCAUUAGUGUAGUCUCCUGGCAGUGAAGGGCAGGGGUAGGUUUAUACUGGAUGCAUGUCUCUACUGGAGCCUAGGCUUGAAGAGCUUUCGAAUUUAGAAUGGGUUGGGAAGAAGAUAAUUGUUUUUCUUUUUGAGGACUAUGACUUUAUUUCUAAAAUCUAUGGCCUCUCUGGUGCUCAAGGUACUUGCCCAUGUUUGUGGUGCCUCACGACCAAAUCUCAACCUGCAACGUGUCAACAAAAAUAUUUUCUGCCUCGUUCUUUGGCGACUAUGAAACGUGAUCACAAUCGUUACAAAAAUAUGGCCAUGGCCUUAAAAAAAUGUCGCUCGUUUUCACAACAGUAUACACCUCCCACUUAAAAACAGUAAACCUGGUGAAGCAGCACCACCAUACCUUCAUCGUUUCUGGGUGUAGUUCUGAACCACCAUUGUUUGCUGGAGGCAGCGACACACAAAAUAGACAUACGGCUAAGUAAGCAAUCUGAGGAAGACUCAGACUGUAAUGGAGUUUCGUUAUCACUACGCAUAUAUGGAAAAAACUGCUGUCGCGGGGACAAGCUAAAUAGGGAGAUUAGACAUUUAGAAGGUUGCGUAAUACUUUCUGACUCUGAAGAGGAGAGAAUAAUAUAAACUUUCAAAUGCAGCUGACGGAGAAAAAAAACAGGUUCUCGGAGUUAAGACACGAACCCCUUAGCCCUAGGACUGGUCCUAUCUGUUCUCAGUUAGACACCAUACUUGACUCACACAACAUCACACUGCAGGCAUAUCAGUGGCUCUUUCAUUGGCUGCCACAAAUACAUAAUGAGUUGCUCUUAUAAAGACCUCCCUGCUUUUAUUGUAAAAGAAACAGAAAACACCCACAUCCAAAACAUAAUGACACAGCUUACACUCUCAGAGAAAAAUUCAAUCACUUAAUUGAAAAAUUUUGAUUAAAAAAAUCUACACCGGGGUCAGCUUACAAGAUUCUGCGCGCUGGCUGCCUGCGAACUUGAAAAGGGGCAUUAAACCUGUAUAAAUGCCAAUUUUGAAAUUUGGGAUUUCACUAUUUUGAAUCUCACAAACUUUGAAAAAAUUUUCAUGUCAUAUGUACAUUCUGUUAUUAUCAGUUUGAUAUUCUGAUAGCUGUUCAUCUGUUCAUAAUGUAAUACAAUAUUAUAAUAAUAUAAAUGUUUGUGUUGCUUUCUUUGUGUUAUCAGUUUGAUAUUCUGAUAGCACUUCAUCUGUACAUAAUGUAAUAUAAU
Messenger RNA from Aplysia californica (California sea hare), 3951 nucleotides. RefSeq names its product zinc finger protein OZF. Bases 1252 to 2736 code for a protein of 494 amino acids. Gene Ontology annotation, molecular function: RNA polymerase II transcription regulatory region sequence-specific DNA binding; DNA-binding transcription factor activity, RNA polymerase II-specific. Gene Ontology annotation, cellular component: nucleus. Lineage: Eukaryota; Metazoa; Mollusca; Gastropoda; Aplysiida; Aplysiidae. The record is from RefSeq and is a predicted model, not a curated record. The transcript has 2 exons. Gene Ontology annotation, biological process: regulation of transcription by RNA polymerase II.